Penicillium vulpinum is the source of this 921-nucleotide messenger RNA. Its product is annotated as WD40 repeat domain-containing protein. Lineage: Eukaryota; Fungi; Ascomycota; Eurotiomycetes; Eurotiales; Aspergillaceae. The record is from RefSeq and is a predicted model, not a curated record. Bases 1 to 921 code for a protein of 306 amino acids. Gene Ontology annotation, molecular function: protein binding. The transcript has a single exon.
AUGACGGACAUGGCUCCUUCCUUUGGGGAGCUAGUCGCAUCCAAAACUCUGGAUGGCCAUACUGGCUGGAUUUGGGAUGUGACCCUUUCCAGCAAUGGUCAACUUCUCGCCUCGGUCUCCAAUGACAUGAUGAUCCGUUUAUGGAAUGCCAACACCGGUCUCCAGCGCGGCGCUGCAAAAGACAACGGCCAUUCCCACUGGGUGCGCGCUGUGAGGUUUUCCCCCACAGGUCGAUUCCUGGCCACUGCUUCCGAUGAUAUGACCAUUCGCAUCAGCGACGUAAACACCGGUUUCACCUACCGCAUGUUACAGGGCCACACCGGCAAAGUGCGAGCGGUGGAAUUUUCCCCCGACGGAAGAACUGUCGCUUCAGCCUCAGAUGAUUUUUCUGUACGACUGUGGAAUGCGAGCUCGGGUUCGCUGCUCAAAACCUUCAAUGGGCACUCGGGUUGGGUACGUGCUGUAGCCUUUUCACCCGAUGGGAAGACUCUCGCUUCAACCUCAGACGACAAUACAAUCCGCCUCUGGGAUACGUCUACUGGUAGUGAACUCUAUCAACUAAGUGGCCAUGAAGCCUCAAUCAGGGCUGUCUGCUUCUCUCCUAAUGGAAAGCUGCUGGUUUCCGGGUCGCAGGACAAGGACCUGCGCAUCUGGGAUACCACUUCUGGCGCCAUGCUCGAUGUUCUCCGGGGACAUUCUGGACCUAUACGCACAAUCGUAUUUUCUACCGAUGGGAACCAGGUGGCAUCAGCCGCCGACGACCUGACGAUCCGCGUAUGGGCUGUGCCGUUAGGGUUUGCUUGCAUCCGAGUCUUGACAGGCUAUUCGGGGUGGGUUCGGGCUAUUACUUUGACUAGCGAUGAAAAAAUGGUGGUCUACACGUCUGAUGACAUGACUAUCAAGAUCUGGGACUCGGCGUGA